Molecule: messenger RNA, 762 nt
Organism: Trichophyton rubrum CBS 118892
Lineage: Eukaryota; Fungi; Ascomycota; Eurotiomycetes; Onygenales; Arthrodermataceae
Exons: 1
Coding region: 1-762 (253 amino acids)
Source: RefSeq, a predicted model, not a curated record
AUGGUGACUACCACAUCCCAGGACUCUUCCGCUCGAGAAUCGCCCACUCCGCAACAGCAGGAGCUCAAUGCAGAACAAUCAAAAGCCAGCCAACCUCGAAGCCGCAUACCUAUAAGAACCUACCAUUGCCGAUUCUGCAACCAUCUUCUCGUCGCAUCCACACAGGAUCUGUCUACGCUUCCUCGAAGACGUGCCCCAGCGUUAGACAAUGCGAUAAUACUCCCUCUACCGAAGAAGUCUGCCAGCGCAGAGGAUGAAGAUGACGGCGAAGAGGAAGACGACGAGGAAGAGGAGGAUAAAGUCAAAAGACACAACGAGAAAAACUCGGGAGAGGCCGAGAUAUCACAGCAGAUGGAAUCAGCUACAUUGAAACCGGGCUCGAGGAGAGGGAAGUCCUCUGCCUCCUCGUCUUCGUCGCAACAUUACACAAUUUUGUUAUCAACAACUACACCGGAUAGAAAACCGAUAAUUCUACGGAGAGCAGACGGGUUUGAGAAACGGCUACUAGUGCGGUGUGGUCGGUGCAAGGUCGUGCUCGGGUAUGUUCUGGACGAGGUUCACUUUAAGAAAGUAGAGGAGAACAAGGGUGGUGCCGGGGGGACGAUAGAAGGGGAAGAUAGCAACGUCUCCGGCACAAGGGAACCGGAGGUUAUUUAUAUCCUUCCCGGCUCACUGGUCGAGACAGAGGAGCUGGGCACGGAGAUUAAGAUUGAGCAGGAGUCCUGGGCAGAGUGGGAGUCUCUUGCAAAGAAGGCAGGUUAA